Phragmites australis (common reed) is the source of this 490-nucleotide messenger RNA. RefSeq lists its product as uncharacterized. Bases 1 to 354 code for a protein of 117 amino acids. Lineage: Eukaryota; Viridiplantae; Streptophyta; Magnoliopsida; Poales; Poaceae. The record is from RefSeq and is a predicted model, not a curated record. The transcript is spliced from 2 exons. Gene Ontology annotation, cellular component: endomembrane system.
AUGCCAACGAGACGCAAUGUUCAGUAUUCACCUCUUCCUACGGAGAAUAAGAAUGGUGGCAAUGUUAAUGAAGCGAAUGUUGUUGACCUUCAGUUCAUUUACGCUCCAAAACCGCAAAGGAAACUUCCAUGGAAGUCAAUUACACUAGCAAAUUUUCUCCCCAUUGGAAUUUCACUUCUCUCCCUUUCAUAUUUUAUAUUCUCAAAUCACAUGGAGGUUGAUGGUUCUCUGGCAUAUGGUCUCUUAUUCCAGGGUAUUCUUGCUUUUCUUCCCGGCUAUUACGACACUCAAGUUGCUUACUAUUCAUGGAGAGGAGCACCAGGGUACACCUUCUCAUCCAUCCCAGAUUAUUAGGUAAUUGUGUUUCCGUGAAGGCGUGAGGCGGUAAGGUGAAUGACAAACGACAAUUACUCGAGCCAGGGAAUGGAGCUAUAAAAUGAUCUCUUGUCAGUGUUAACAGUCAAAAUGUAGAUGAAUUUUAUCUCCUGCC